This is a messenger RNA of Colletotrichum spaethianum, 1353 nucleotides long. RefSeq names its product MFS transporter asaE. Gene Ontology annotation, cellular component: fungal-type vacuole membrane. The transcript is spliced from 4 exons. Lineage: Eukaryota; Fungi; Ascomycota; Sordariomycetes; Glomerellales; Glomerellaceae. Gene Ontology annotation, molecular function: transmembrane transporter activity. Gene Ontology annotation, biological process: transmembrane transport. The coding region runs from base 1 to 1353 and encodes 450 amino acids. The record is from RefSeq and is a predicted model, not a curated record.
AUGGCGACAACGAAGAGCCAGGACAGUGAUUCCGACGGCGUCUCGCAGAUCAUCAUGUCAUCGGAUAGGGAGAAGGCUCAGGCAACGCCGCAAGCAAGUGACGAUGAGCCGGUGCAAGAUGCUGCAGAGGAGUUGCCCAUGGACCAAGGCGUCGUCGCCUGGCUCCAGGUCCUCGGAAGCUGGAUCCUCUUCGCCAACACCUGGGGUCUCUCCAACUCUUUUGGCGUCUUCCAGGCGUACUACUCCAACGAGCUCCUGCCGGACACGAAUCCCUCGACCAUUUCCUGGAUCGGCUCCAUCCAGAUCUUCCUGAUGAUGCUCAUCGGCGUGUGCGCCGGUUGGCUUCUCGACGCGGGCUACCUCCGCUUCAUCCUCAUCUGCGGCACCACCAUGACAUCCCUGGGUCUCUUUAUGCUUAGCCUGUGCACGCAGUAUUGGCAAAUCCUUCUUGCGCAGGCGUUUUGCGUCGGCACGGGCAGCGGCUUGCUGGGGUUGACGAGCGUUGCCGUGAUUCCGCUGUAUUUCCGGCGGAGGAGGAUGGUUGCGACAGGCAUUGCCGCCACGGGGAGCAGUUUGGCGGGUAUCGUGUACCCUAUCAUGGAGAGGCGCCUCAUCGCCUCUAUCGGCUUCCCUUGGGCCGUUAGGGUGUUUGCAUUCAUCGUGACUGGAAGUCUACUGGUUUGCAUCGCCAUUAUGCGCCUUCGGCCGAACCUCAAGCGCCGCGGCGCCCUCUUCCGCCUGAAGCACUUCCAGGACAUCCCCUACAUUACCUUUUGCAUCGCCUUCGCGUUGAUGAUCGGUUCCGUCUACGUCCCUUUCUUCUACGUAGAUGCGUACGCCAUCCGCCUAGGUGUCGAUUCAGACACCUCCUUCUACCUCCUGAGCGCCAUGAACGCGGCAAGCCUCUUUGGUCGCCUAGCCCCGAACUGGCUCGCCGACAAGUAUGGCGGCAUGACCAUCAUGCUGCCCUGCUGCAUCGGCUCCGCUGUGGUGCUCUUCCUCUUCCGUUUCGUGCACGACCUGCCGGGGCUCAUCGCGAUCUCCAUCGUCUACGGGUUCAUCUCGGGCGGCAUGGUCUCGCUGCCGCCGGCCACGAUUGCGAACCUGACGGACGACCUAUCCGAGUACGGGACGCGGAUGGGCAUGGGGUACACUAUUGCAAGCUUGGGAGCGUUGAUCGGGAACCCGAUCGGAGGCGCGGCGCAGAGGCCGCAGGGAGACAGGGCAGCGGAUGUGCAAAGGGAGUUUCAGGGGACGUGGAUCUUUGCUGGGGGGUUCAUGCUCGCGGCGGUUAUUUCGAUGGUGAUCUCGAAGUAUUUGAGAACUGGGUCGGUCCUGAGAGGGAAGUGCUGA